Scutellospora calospora is the source of this 963-nucleotide messenger RNA. The record is from the annotation of a GenBank genome assembly. Lineage: Eukaryota; Fungi; Glomeromycota; Glomeromycetes; Diversisporales; Gigasporaceae.
AUGCAAAAUUCGAAAAUAACAAUUCAAAACCAUUUUCAAGUCGACAAAGAUGAAAAAGAUAUUGAUUUGCUCACAAAUUUUAAAGGCUCUAAAAUCGAAUCAUGUAAAACAGCCUUGAAACAGAUUCUUUCUUCUGUAAAUCGAUUGGACCAAAAUAUAUUUAAAAUUUUAAAAUCUUUACAAAAAUGGAAAACACUAAUUGCAAAGACUGACCAACACAAGAUAACUGUAAAUUUUAUCAAAUUUAGCGAAGACUUAUCCUCUGAACUUCAUAAAGCUUCACUAUUUAUUAAUGAUAUUAUUCAGAUCUAUAAAAUCAUUUCAAAUAAUACAUUUAAGGCCGAUGAUCUGAUUGAAUUAAUGGAAAUGUUGCUUAAUGAAUCUAAUAAAAGGAUUUGUUCCUCUGAAGGGCUAGAAGAUGAUUUAGAUAGUAUUAUUAAGAUGUUUAAUAAUUCAUAUAACUCGAAUAUGAUAAAUUACUACGACGAAAACAGAAGUAUUAAAAUUACCAAUAAUAAUGAAAAUGAAACAAUUGAAGAAAUAUAUAAAGAAAUCAAAGAAAUUAAACAUCAAUCCAAACUGAUUAUUGAUUUUUGGAACAGUCAUAAUUGUCUAAUUGAGUGCUCUGCAAGAUCGCUACAACAUCAUAUGAAAAAUUCAACUGGUGUAUUAAGAAUUUCAAAGGUUGAUUAUGAGGAGUUGAUAGACCUAUGGGCAAAUGUGGAAAACAAGUAUAUGACUGAUUAUACUAGAAUUAACGAAGCGAUAGUAAAAGUUACCGAGAUAUACAAUACUGGUGAUGCCAUUAGUGAAGUUGAUUCAACUCUUGCUAAGUCCGAUGAUCUUGACCCAACUCCUGAUAAUAUCAUUGCUGGAGCUUUAUUUGUGAUGACAAUAAUUUAUAGUUUUUAUUGUGAAAUUAAACGAUGUUCACAAAUUUGGGGUUACAAAAAUUUGAGGUAG